CUCUCUCAAAGGAAUAAAAUCUUUAAAAAUAUAUUUUGUCAAAAAUGUGAGGCAUUCUAUAGGUCUUCUGUUAGGGUUCAUGAACAGGAACUAUGUUGAGGUAUGGGCUUUAGUAUCUGGAAGGAAUCUGAUUGAUGAAUCCAUCUUGAUCAGUUUAUGGAUGUGGGCACUGAGGACCAAGGAGGAUUAGUUGAUCUUCCAGAAGUCACAUAGUUUAGAACCCAGGUGCACUUUCUUGCUCAUUCCUUUUAUUACUUCAUGGGCCUACACUGUGCUCUGAAAUCUGACCACCAGUCCUGAGGAAUGAUAAUGGAUGACUAAAAAGGAUCUUAGAACAGCUAUUGAAUAACAGGGACAUCCCUUGGAUAGAUUGCUCUCUCUCUUGUGGCUGCAGCCCUGGGGGGUCAGACUGGGAGGCCAGUGUGGGACUUAGGACCCAGCAACCAGUUCGAGGACACAACCUAAGGCUCUGAUAGGCUCCAAGCUGGGGAUUUUCCUUGUAGGGUCUCCCCCACCCCAUCUCUAUCACAUGGCAGUAAGCCUAAUCUUUGGGGUCCUGAAAGUCCAGACUGGGCCGCCGCCAUCUCUCAUACAGUACACCUUCCCAGGGACACUUAAAGCUCAUCUGUUGGCCGUCAUGAUAACUAUACAGAGAAUGGUCCCAUCUUAGAUCCAAUGUCUUGUGCAUUGCAUAAGCACCAUGGUUUACAGAAGGCCAGACUAGCCACUCAGAGCCCCUCACACCAGACAAGGGCUGGAUCAAGCCCUAGGGUCAUGAUACACCAAAGUGGGUAUCCCCACUGGUGUACCCUGCCCCCCAGCCUGACUUGGAUGUGGGGCUGUGCACAGCCAUCUUGUGCUCAGAAUUUAGGAGAGGGGCUAGAUCACACUGAUGAUGAGGCAGGCACAGAUUUUUUUUUUUUUAAUGAUUUCCAAGGUUCAUGACACUGAUUUCCCUGUGGAGCAAACAUGGUCAGGUUGGGGUGGGGUGGGGGUGACUGGCUGACCAGACAGAUGGGCAGACCCAGGCAGGCUAUGGACAAAACACUGAACAGCAGGCCUGGCCCUCCGACAUGAACCAGAACAUGGUUGGACCUGGGGACACAGGGCUAACAGGAAAGGACACAGGCCACUGUCAGGACACACAGCCAAAGCUAGGACCCUGCUGACGUGGCAGCCCUCGGCCCUGGCCCCUUACUGCCCCCCACCCCUCUCCCCCGCCUGCCAGCUGCCAACAGGGCUCUGCCCUGUGUCUGCCACACCUGUCACUGCCUGUCCUUGUCCGGGGGGGGGCCCAUCAGCCCCUCCUCAGCUGCCCAGCAGAGCAAGCGGUUAGUGGGGAGGGGAGGGAACAUGGAGCGGGGGCCGGUGGUGGGGGCAGGGCUGGGGGCCGGGGCCCGAAUCCGGGCACUGCUGGGCUGCCUGGUCAAGGUGCUGCUCUGGGUGGCGUCUGCCUUGCUGUACUUUGGAAGUGAACAGGCCGCCCGCCUGCUGGGCAGCCCCUGCUUACGGCGCCUCUACCAUGCCUGGCUGGCAGCAGUGGUCAUCUUUGGGCCCCUUCUGCAGUUCCACGUCAACCCUCGGACUAUCUUCGCCAGCCACGGCAACUUCUUCAACAUAAAGUUUGUGAAUUCAGCAUGGGGCUGGACAUGCACCUUCCUGGGGGGCUUCGUGCUGCUGGUGGUGUUCCUGGCUACACGGCGUGUGGCAGUGACGGCACGGCACCUGAGCCGGCUGGUGGUGGGGGCCGCAGUGUGGCGGGGGGCUGGCCGGGCCUUCCUGCUCAUCGAGGACCUGACUGGCUCCUGCUUUGAGCCUCUGCCCCAGGGCCUGCUGCUGCACGAGCUUCCGGACCGCCGCAGCUGCCUGGCAGCCGGCCACCAGUGGCGGGGCUACACGGUCUCCUCCCACACCUUCCUGCUCACCUUCUGCUGCCUGCUCAUGGCCGAGGAAGCGGCAGUGUUCGCCAAGUAUCUGGCCCACGGGCUGCCAGCUGGGGCCCCUCUUCGCCUCGUCUUCCUGCUCAACGUGCUGCUGCUGGGCCUCUGGAACUUCUUGCUGCUCUGUACCGUCAUCUAUUUCCACCAGUACACCCACAAGGUGGUGGGGGCCGCAGUGGGCACCUUUGCCUGGUACCUCACCUAUGGCAGCUGGUAUCAUCAGCCCUGGUCUCCUGGGAGCCCCGGCCACGGGCUCUUCCCUCGGCCCCACUCCAGCCACAAGCACAACUGAAAGAAAUAAAGGCAAAUCAGGCCUU
Enhydra lutris kenyoni (northern sea otter) is the source of this 2257-nucleotide messenger RNA. Its product is annotated as fat storage inducing transmembrane protein 1. Gene Ontology annotation, cellular component: endoplasmic reticulum membrane. The coding region runs from base 1354 to 2232 and encodes 292 amino acids. NCBI's taxonomy places the organism in Eukaryota, Metazoa, Chordata, Mammalia, Carnivora, Mustelidae. Gene Ontology annotation, biological process: lipid storage; phospholipid biosynthetic process; lipid droplet organization. The record is from RefSeq and is a predicted model, not a curated record. The transcript has 2 exons.